This is a messenger RNA of Penicillium longicatenatum, 1386 nucleotides long. RefSeq lists its product as uncharacterized. Gene Ontology annotation, molecular function: amino acid transmembrane transporter activity. Gene Ontology annotation, biological process: amino acid transmembrane transport. The transcript has 5 exons. Gene Ontology annotation, cellular component: vacuolar membrane. Bases 1 to 1386 code for a protein of 461 amino acids. The record is from RefSeq and is a predicted model, not a curated record. NCBI's taxonomy places the organism in Eukaryota, Fungi, Ascomycota, Eurotiomycetes, Eurotiales, Aspergillaceae.
AUGCUCGAGAAGAAACAAGAGGAGGGCGCCAUAUCGCCAACAACGUCUAAUGUUGGUCAGAUUACCGAUGCAUAUGCUCAUGAUGCCGUAUUUGGCGAGAUCACCGAAGAUGGUCCGAAUUAUCGCAAUGUCGGAUGGCUUGGGACUGCUGUUCUCAUGAUGAAGACCCAAAUCGGUCUAGGUGUCCUGUCGAUUCCUGUGGCUUUUGAUGCCCUUGGUAUCGUACCGGGUGUAAUAGUGCUGUGCGCUAUUGCUGGAAUCACAACGUGGUCUGACUACAUUAUCGGUGUCUUCAAGAUUCGCCAUCGUGAAGUCUACGGAAUUGACGACGUGGGCGAGUUGUUAUUCGGCAAGCCGGGAAGAAUCAUUCUCGGUGGAGCUUUCAUUCUCUGGUGGAUGUUCACCGCAGGCUCCGGAAUGCUGGGCAUUUCCAUCGGCUUGAAUGCCGUGUCCGAUCACGCCACCUGCACAGCCGUUUAUGUUUUCGUUGCCUUCAUUGUAGCAUUCGUUCUAGGCAGCAUCCAGACGCUAGGACGCAUUUCGUGGAUUGCAUGGGUUGGCUUGACCUGCAUUCUUACCUCAAUUCUCAUUGUUACCGUUGCUGUCGGUCUUCAAGAUCGUCCUGCCUCAGCACCUAAAGAUGGUGUUUGGGUCUCCGACUACAAGAUUGUUACCGAUUCAUCCUUCUCUAGCGCCAUCUCAGCCGUAACCACCAUUGUAUUCGCAUAUGCCGGAACCCCAGCAUUCUUCUCCAUUGCAUCUGAAAUGCGCGACCCCCGUCACUAUAACCGAUCCCUUAUGCUCUGCCAAAGCGUCGUCACUUGCUUUUACAUCGUAGUCGGCGUGGUUAUCUAUUACUACUGUGGCUCAUACGUCAGCUCGCCUGCCCUAGGCUCUGCCGGACCGACCGUGAAGAAAGUCAGCUACGGAUUCGCCCUUCCCGGCUUAAUAGCCAGCACUCUACUUUUCGUCCACAUCACCGGAAAAUACAUGUUCGUUCGCAUCCUCCAAGGCUCCCGGCAUCUAGUCGCAAACACCGUGAUACACUGGUCCGUCUGGCUCGCAUGCACCUUUGGCACCUCAAUAGUAGCCUACAUUAUCGCCAGCGCUAUCCCCGUUUUCAGUGACCUCGUCUCGCUUGUCGGCGCUCUGCUCGGCACCCCCAUGUGCUUCCAGCCCAUGGCCGGCAUGUGGCUCUACGACAACUGGAGCCGGCCCAAGCGGGACUGGAAGUGGACUGCGAUGGUCUGCUGGUGUGGAUUUGUCAUUUUGGCUGGAACCUUCCUGAUGAUUGCUGGCACAUAUGGAUCGGUUAUUAGCAUUAUUGACGACUACAAGGAGUCUGGAGGUUCGGCAGCCUGGUCUUGCGCCGACAACUCAUCCUAG